AUGGACCUCCUCCAAGAGGCCUUCCCACCUUCUGCAUAUCUCCCUGCAGGAUGGGGCAGACAGAGAUCCCAGGUACACAUCCAUCACAGCACCUGGCUGCACUUCCCCGGGCACAACCUGCGCUGGAUCCUGACCUUCAUCUUGCUCUUUGUCCUUGUGUGUGAGAUCGCUGAGGGUAUCCUGUCUGAUGGGGUGACAGAAUCCCGCCACCUGCACCUCUACAUGCCGGCUGGGAUGGCGUUCCUGGCUGCCGUCACCUCUGUGGUCUACUACCAUAACAUCGAGACCUCCAACUUUCCCAAGCUUCUGAUUGCUCUGCUCAUCUAUUGGACCCUGGCCUUCAUCACUAAGACCAUCAAGUUUGUCAAGUUCUAUGACCAUGCCAUCGGCUUCUCUCAGCUCCGCUUCUGCCUCACGGGGCUUCUGGUGAUUCUGUACGGAAUGUUGCUGCUCAGGUACAUCUUCUUCAAAACGCCAAGGGAGGUGAAGCCCCCUGAGGACCUGCAGGACUUGGGUGUGCGCUUUCUGCAGCCCUUCGUUAACCUGCUGUCAAAGGGGACCUACUGGUGGAUGAAUGCCUUCAUCAAGACAGCCCACAAGAAGCCCAUCGACCUGCGGGCUAUCGGCAAGCUGCCCAUUGCCAUGAGAGCCCUCACCAACUAUCAGCGCCUCUGCGAGGCCUUCGAUGCUCAAGCGCGGAAGGACAUGCAGAGCCCACAAGGUGCCCGGGCCAUCUGGAGGGCUCUCUGCCAUGCCUUUGGGAGACGCCUGAUCCUCAGCAGCACAUUCCGCAUCCUGGCUGACCUGCUGGGCUUCGCUGGACCACUCUGUAUCUUUGGGAUUGUGGACCACCUGGGGAAGGAACACCACGUCUUCCAGCCCAAGACACAGUUUCUCGGGGUUUACUUUGUCUCUUCCCAAGAGUUCCUUGGCAAUGCCUAUGUCUUGGCUGUGCUUCUGUUCCUCGCCCUGCUACUGCAAAGGACAUUCCUGCAAGCCUCAUACUAUGUCGCCAUCGAAACCGGAAUUAACCUGAGAGGAGCCAUCCAGACCAAGAUUUACAAUAAAAUCAUGCACCUGUCCACCUCCAACCUGUCAAUGGGGGAAAUGACUGCUGGGCAGAUCUGCAACCUGGUGGCCAUCGACACAAAUCAACUCAUGUGGUUCUUCUUCUUGUGCCCAAACCUCUGGGCUAUGCCAGUACAGAUCAUUGUGGGAGUGAUUCUUCUCUACUACAUCCUUGGGGUCAGUGCCUUGAUUGGAGCAGCUGUCAUCAUUCUGCUGGCUCCUGUACAGUACUUUGUGGCCACCAAGCUCUCCCAGGCACAACGGAGCACCUUGGAAUAUUCCAAUGAGAGGCUGAAGCAGACCAAUGAGAUGCUCCGGGGCAUCAAGCUGCUCAAGCUGUAUGCCUGGGAGAACAUCUUCUGCUCAAGGGUGGAGAUGACUCGCAGGAAGGAGAUGACCAGCCUCAGAGCCUUCGCUGUCUAUACUUCCAUCUCCAUCUUCAUGAACACAGCCAUCCCCAUUGCUGCCGUGCUCAUCACCUUCGUGGGCCACGUCAGCUUCUUCAAAGAGUCGGACUUCUCACCCUCGGUGGCCUUUGCCUCCCUCUCUCUCUUCCACAUCCUGGUCACACCACUGUUCCUGCUGUCUAGUGUGGUUCGGUCCACUGUCAAAGCUCUGGUGAGCGUGCAAAAACUGAGUGAGUUCCUGUCCAGUGCAGAGAUCCGUGAGGAGCAGUGUGCCCCCAGAGAGCCUGCACCCCAAGGCCAAGCCAGCAAGUACCAGGCAGUGCCCCUCAAGGUUGUGAACCGCAAGCGCCCAGCCCGGGAAGAGGUCCAGGACCUAUUGGGCCCACUGCAGAGGCUGGCCCCCAGCAUGGAUGGGGAUGCUGACAACUUCUGUGUCCAGAUCAUCGGAGGCUUCUUCACCUGGCCCCCUCCUGGGAUCCCCACUCUGUCCAACUCAAUCACCAUCCAUAUCCCCCGAGGCCAGCUGACCAUGAUUGUGGGGCAGGUGGGCUGCGGCAAGUCCUCGCUUCUUCUCGCCACCCUGGGGGAGAUGCAGAAGGUGUCAGGAGCCGUCUUCUGGAACAGCAGCCUUCCGGACAGUGAGGGAGAAGACCCCAGCAUCCCAGAGCGGGAGACAGCGGCUGGCUCAGAUAUCAGGAGCAGAGGUCCCGUGGCCUACGCAUCUCAGAAACCAUGGCUGCUAAAUGCCACUGUGGAGGAGAACAUCACCUUCGAGAGUCCCUUCAAUAAGCAGCGGUACAAGAAGGUCAUUGAAGCCUGCUCCCUGCAGCCAGACAUAGACAUCCUGCCCCAUGGAGACCAGACUCAGAUUGGGGAACGGGGUAUCAACUUGUCUGGUGGUCAGCGUCAGCGAAUCAGUGUGGCCCGAGCUCUCUACCAGCACACCAAUGUUGUCUUCUUGGAUGACCCUUUCUCAGCUUUGGAUGUCCAUCUGAGUGACCACCUGAUGCAGGCCCCUAUCCUUGAGCUGCUCCGGGAUGACAAGAGGACAGUGGUCCUGGUGACCCACAAGCUACAGUACCUGCCUCAUGCAGACUGGAUCAUUGCUAUGAAAGAUGGCACCAUUCAGAGGGAGGGGACACUCAAGGACUUCCAGAGGUCCGAAUGCCAGCUCUUUGAGCAUUGGAAGACCCUCAUGAACCGGCAAGACCAAGAGCUGGAGAAGGAGACAGUCAUGGAGAGGAAAGCCUCAGAGCCAUCUCAGGGCCUGCCCCGUGCCAUGUCCUCCAGAGAUGGCCUUCUGCUGGAUGAGGAAGAGGAGGAAGAGGAGGCAGCCGAGAGCGAGGAAGAUGACAACUUAUCUUCAGUGCUGCAUCAGCGAGCUAAGAUCCCCUGGAAAGCCUGCACUAAGUAUUUGUCCUCUGCUGGCAUUCUGCUCCUGUCACUGCUUGUCUUCUCCCAGCUGCUCAAGCACAUGGUCUUGGUGGCCAUUGAUUAUUGGCUGGCCAAGUGGACUGACAGUGUCCUAGUCCUGAGCCCUGCUGCCAGGAACUGUUCACUCAGCCAGGAAUGUGCCCUGGACCAAUCUGUCUAUGCCAUGGUAUUCACCGUACUCUGCAGCCUGGGUAUCGUGCUGUGCCUUGUCACCUCUGUCACUGUGGAGUGGACAGGACUGAAGGUGGCCAAGAGGCUGCACCGCAGCCUGCUCAACCGCAUCAUUCUGGCCCCCAUGAGAUUCUUUGAGACCACACCCCUGGGGAGUAUCCUGAACAGAUUUUCAUCCGACUGUAACACCAUUGACCAGCACAUCCCAUCCACACUGGAGUGUCUGAGCCGAUCCACGCUGCUCUGUGUCUCUGCCCUGACUGUCAUCUCCUAUGUCACACCCGUGUUCCUUGUGGCCCUCCUACCCCUGGCUGUUGUAUGCUACUUCAUCCAGAAGUACUUCCGAGUGGCGUCCAGGGACCUGCAGCAGCUGGAUGACACAACGCAGCUCCCACUGCUCUCACACUUUGCUGAAACUGUGGAAGGACUCACCACCAUCCGUGCCUUCAGGUAUGAGGCCCGGUUCCAGCAGAAGCUUCUAGAAUAUACUGACUCCAACAAUAUCGCUUCCCUCUUCCUCACGGCUGCCAACAGAUGGCUGGAAGUCCGCAUGGAGUACAUCGGAGCGUGUGUGGUGCUCAUUGCGGCUGCCACCUCCAUCUCCAACUCCCUGCACGGGGAACUUUCUGCUGGCCUGGUGGGCCUGGGCCUCACCUAUGCCUUGAUGGUCUCUAACUACCUCAACUGGAUGGUGAGGAACCUGGCAGACAUGGAGAUCCAACUGGGGGCUGUGAAGCGUAUCCAUGCACUCCUGAAAACCGAGGCGGAGAACUAUGAGGGGCUCCUGGAAGGAAAUAAGCUCAACUCUGGGUCCAGCCUGGCCAAAGAGAAGCUAGUCAGGAAACCAAGACGAGAGGAGAUGCUGCACAUUGGGAUCUGCGGCCGCACAGGCAGUGGGAAGUCCUCCUUCUCUCUGGCCUUUUUCCGAAUGGUGGAUAUGUUUGAAGGGCGCAUCAUCAUCGAUGGCAUUGACAUCGCCAAGCUGCCGCUCCACACACUACGCUCACGCCUGUCUAUCAUCCUACAGGACCCUGUCCUCUUCAGUGGCACCAUCAGAUUCAACCUGGACCCCGAGAAGAAAUGCUCAUACAGCACACUGUGGGAGGCCCUGGAGAUUGCCCAGCUGAAGCUGGUGGUGAAGGCGCUGCCAGGAGGCCUAGAUGCCAUCAUCACAGAAGGAGGGGAGAAUUUUAGCCAGGGCCAGAGGCAGCUGUUCUGCCUGGCUCGGGCCUUUGUGAGGAAGACAAGCAUCUUCAUCAUGGAUGAAGCAACAGCCUCCAUUGACAUGGCUACGCAUCGUGUGCACACCAUCCUGAGUGCAGACCUGGUGAUGGUCCUCAAGAGGGGUGCUAUCUUGGAGUUUGACAAGCCAGAGACACUUCUCAGCCAGAAGGACAGUGUGUUCGCCUCCUUUGUCCGUGCAGACAAGUGA
Cricetulus griseus (Chinese hamster) is the source of this 4512-nucleotide messenger RNA. The record is from RefSeq and is a predicted model, not a curated record. NCBI's taxonomy places the organism in Eukaryota, Metazoa, Chordata, Mammalia, Rodentia, Cricetidae.